Peronospora farinosa is the source of this 603-nucleotide messenger RNA. The record is from the annotation of a GenBank genome assembly. Lineage: Eukaryota; Oomycota; Peronosporomycetes; Peronosporales; Peronosporaceae.
AUGAAGAUCGCUGGCUUCCUAUGUGUCGCUUUGGCCGGCAUUACUACGGUCGUAGACCAUGUAACGGCCAAGGAAGCUGGUUAUAUCAAUGCGCCGUUGAAAUCAUGCCCGAAGUUUAGGAAGAUCAAUCACGACGACAUACGACCGUUUCACCAGCCUACCGCCGCUACGCUCGAUGAAAAGGCUGCCGUCAAAUUCAAACCGAGACUCACAAUUGGUCCGCAUCUAUGCCACGCAUACCCUGUAGUAAGCCAAGAAGGUUAUAUUAGCGGUGGACUUAAUCCUACCGGACCCUCUGACGGUCAAUGCAAGGGAAAUCGCUAUGCGUCUCAAGUUUACGGGCGUGCAGCUUGGUACAAAGGAAAAUAUGCUAUCAUGUACGCAUGGUACUUUCCGAAAGAGCAAAUAAAGGAUAAAGGUCAUCGCUACGGCUGGCAAACUUGUAUCUUGUGGCUCAACAACCCUGCUAACAAAGACCCGGAAAUUUUGGCAGUCUCGCUGUCGUUAAACUACGCCUUCAUGAUCCAUGGUCCUCCAGCACGUUCCAAAGUGGAUGGCACGGCUGUAAAUGUAACAGGGCAUCUGGUUACACGUAAACAUUAA